UGAGGAGUUUGUGCGACAGCGGUGCCUUGUUUAAGGGAAGAGUGAAGUUUCCUUCAUUCUCAGAGUAAUUAAAGUGGGGAGGGGAGGAUGUUUCCUAGUACUUUUGUGGGGAAGUUAUAUCUCAACACUGCGGCGCUCACUCUGUUGCUGAUGUCUUACUGCAUCCUUUGCGAAGAGCUUAAGAGGGUGACCAAGAACGGAGCACCUGCUCCACUACCGGCGGCCCUGGUCGUGGAUGCUGAUAACGGUGAGUCUGCAGAAGAUGGAAGUAACACAUCACUGGGAGGACCAGACAGGUCGUCAAAUAAUACUGUGGAUCAAAAUGGCACUUUGCAAGCCACCUCAAUCCCCAUUAUCACAGUUACUACUCCAAUACCAGUUCCAGAAACUCCAGCAAAGCCCAUACUACCACUACAGACCGGGGAAGAAGCUCAACAAGAAGAACAAUCAAGUGGAAUGACUAUUUUCUUUAGUCUGCUUAUAUUAGCUAUUUGCAUCAUAUUGGUGCGGCUGCUGAUUAAAUACAAACUGCAUUUUCUUCCAGAAAGUGUGGCGGUUGUAUCUUUAGGAAUUUUAAUGGGUGCUGUGAUUAAAAUUAUAGAAUCACAACAUUGGGCGAACUGGAAGGAGGAAGAAAUGUUUCGGCCAAACAUGUUUUUUCUUUUAUUACUUCCACCUAUUAUAUUUGAAUCUGGAUACUCCCUACACAAGGGAAAUUUCUUCCAGAAUAUUGGAUCCAUUACUCUCUUUGCUGUAUUUGGCACAGCAAUUUCAGCUUUCAUUGUAGGUGGUGGUGUAUACUUUCUUGGUAAGGCUGAGGUUAUCUAUAAACUCACAGUGACAGACAGUUUUGCAUUUGGCUCUCUAAUCUCUGCUGUUGACCCAGUGGCAACGAUUGCCAUUUUUAAUGCUCUGAAUGUGGAUCCUGUUCUGAACAUGUUGGUGUUUGGAGAGAGCAUUCUUAAUGAUGCAGUUUCUAUAGUCCUCACCAACACAGCUGAAGGCUUAGCCAGAGACAAUGCGACUGAUGUGAGUGGAUGGCAAACAUUCCUGCAGGCACUGGGCUAUUUCCUCAAGAUGUUUUUUGGAUCUGCAGCACUUGGAACACUCACUGGUCUCAUCUCUGCUUUGCUGCUAAAGCACAUUGACCUCAGAAAAACACCAUCACUUGAAUUUGGAAUGAUGAUAAUAUUUGCCUAUCUUCCUUAUGGCCUUGCAGAAGGCAUAAAGCUAUCUGGAAUCAUGGCUAUUCUGUUUUCUGGAAUAGUGAUGUCACACUAUGCACACCAUAAUCUUUCCCCAGUUACUCAAAUCCUUAUGCAGCAGACAUUACGCACAGUCGCUUUUAUGUGUGAGACGUGUGUGUUUGCUUAUAUUGGGCUGGCAAUAUUCAGCUUUCCUCACAAAUUUGAAAUCUCCUUUGUUAUCUGGUGCAUUGUUCUUGUCUUACUUGGCAGAGCAGUGAAUAUAUUUCCCCUCUCCUAUCUUCUGAAUUUCUUUCGAGAUCAUAAAAUUACUCCUAAAAUGAUGUUUGUUAUGUGGUUUAGUGGUCUUCGUGGUGCCAUUCCUUAUGCUUUGAGUCUACAUUUGGAGCUGAAACCAAUAGCGAAGCGCCAGCUUAUUGGAACAACCACCAUAAUCAUUGUGCUUUUCACCAUUCUGGUUUUGGGUGGGGGAACAAUGCCUCUGAUCAGACUGAUGGACAUUGAGGAUCCCAAAACCCGUCGAAGAAAUAAGAAAGAUAUUACACUCAGCAAAACUGAAAAAAUGGGCAACACUAUUGAAUCUGAGCAUUUAUCGGAGCUAACCGAGGAGGAAUAUGAGGCACAGUACAUCAAACGACAAGAUCUUAAAGGCUUUAUGUGGUUGGAUGCUAAAUAUUUGAACCCUUUCUUUACACGAAGACUUACUCCUGAGGACUUGCAUCAUGGGAGAAUACAGAUGAAAACAUUAACCAAUAAAUGGUAUGAAGAAGUGCGUCAGGGCCCAUCAGGUUCCGAAGAUGAUGAGCAGGAACUGCUGUAGCUUUUCUAUUACUGCGCAUGAAGAUUCAGUUCAAGGACGAGCACCAGUUGGACUAAAAUGCACGGCAAUGCAUUCUGAAGUUCUUAAAGUGCACCUUGUGCUCUUUGUACGAUGUUCUAAUAUUUAAAAAGAGAAUAAGAUAUGGGUACGCUUAUUUCUUGAAAAUAUUUUGCAUGUUCCAAUUAUUAUAAUGGUGGACAAUUAACACUAAUCUAAGGAAUAUCUAUUUUUUUAAAUUGGAUAAAACUGAAUGUAUCACACUGGUUUAUGCACUUUACUUUCUUGUAAAUAAGAUGGCAGUUUUAUAUUCUAUCCACUUUUUCUGAGGACUAUAGUGACUUACACUUGCCAUAGAUCUAUUAUAUAACUACUGAAAAGUAAACAGUUGUUGAAAUCCCUCUCUCUGAAUGUGAGAUAUUCAGUUGGUUGACUUUGUGGUGCUGAGAUACAUCCUAGGAUGCACUGGGACACAUCAUCAGUGAUGUAAAGUGGGCCCAUUAGGUGUUUUGGGUCUUUCAACAUUAGACAGCCUCGCCCAGACAGCCCAGUCAGGGUUGGUCAGUCUCUGGCUUGUGUCCCAGCAGCAUGGUCCACCGGUCACACCUCUUGAUUCACAGCCAGCUGGAGGCACGCUUAGGACUGUCCUAAAUGCUCUUUGCAGGCCCCGUAAUGCCAAGGAGGGAGCAGGACCUGCAGACCGAGCAGCCAGCAAAACCUGUACACCCCACAUUUAUAGGCUCUCAAUGUGCCCUCCACCCCGUCUCUGGCACUGCUCUACCAGCUCCUGGUAUUUGGACAAUAUGCUCAAACACCUCCUCAGUCUGGCACUGUCAGUUCCACCAUGACCACCUGCUUUCUGAUAGAAUGACCAUGUCGUUCUUCACUGAUGAUAUUGUGAUGAAUUCAGGGAACGAUAAUUGCUUGCAAAAUCAACUUUUCAGUCAGUUGCAGUCAGACACCAUGGUGAACAAGCCUACUGGUAACCUGGGCUGAAGCAGUGGAUGGUCUCCAACUUUGACACAGGCUGUGGGUUUUCUGAGAUGGCGGAGGUGCUUACUCAGGAGGUAUAUUUUCUGCCACUGCCUUCAGCACCUGGUCAUGGCACCAGCGAUAGCAGCCUUCUCCCAGGGCUUUUGGGCGGCUGCUGAGGAUGUGCUCCAGGGUCCCUCUACCAGGGCAGAGAGGAUGUGAUGGCACCUCACGAACACCCCAAGCAAAAAACCUAGGCAGGAUGCUGUAUACAGCCUGGAUCAUGAACUUGAUUGUCUGCGGUUCUGCCUGCCAGAUCUUCCUCUUCAGUGCACCUUCCCGCCUUGUCCAAGCUCCCUAACGCCCCAAGUCAGGAUAGAAUAAACGUAGCACUGCAGUAUUCUGUUUUUAGUGUACGUGCUCAUCUUUCUGUCUGUUAAUAUGGUCUUCAUUUUUUUGGAAAGCUUCUUUCGCCAUUGCUAUUCUGUAUUUGAUAUCUGUGUCGCACUUGCCAUUACUUGUUAUUAGGCUGCCAAGAUAUUUGAAUUUGUUGACUUGUUUGAUGUUUGUAUUUCCGAUCUUGAUCACACAUUGUGGGAUGUUUGUCUUUCUGGAGAUGACCUUGCUUUCUGUCUUCUUAGUGUUGAUUGAGCGGCCUCUGUGAUUACUUUUGGCUGCCACUAUAGUACUUGUACUCUUCCUGUAUUUGUAAUUAAUUUGAAGGCUUUACCUGUGUUGGUUAUUUGACAUGAAUUUAAGCACGAAGUUAACUUGAAUUCUCAUGGUGUUCAAAGUCAUUGCAGAUUGUGCUGGUUUAUGAACAUCAGAUGCUCUGCAAAACUCUUUGUUUCAUAUAAAAUCUGGUACAUAUUGGAAGAUUGAAAAAAUUCCUAUUUCAUAUAAACUUUAGCUUGAAAUUGGAACUGAUUGUAAAGUGUGUGAGAUAGCUUUCUGUACUUGAUCCAUCUGUUGAAUGACUUUCACCAUCCCACUAGAGGUGGAGAGACAAAUGUAUUUAAAACAAAAUGCUUUUAAAAUGUGUAUUUUCAUUAAGUAAGAGUAGUUUUAAAACCUGGCAGUGCAAAUUUAAGUAUAUGACUUGAUUAUACACAUUCCAGCCCACAAAUGUAUCUGACCAAAUAUCCCUUAAACUUUUACUUUAGUAAAACAAUAUACCAUGCAGUGCAUGGUAAACAAUUGUAUAUUAAUUUAAGGGCAAGUUGGUUGACUCAGCAUGAGUAAUCUCUUGGGAAAUGUGUUAGUUUUAAAAUCUUUAAUCUUUGUUAUUCAAAUUCUGUCUAUUGCAAUCUAAAAUAUUACAUUAAGGUUAUAAAAUGUGUUUUCGAUAUGGGUGUACCUUUUUGCUAUGGAGCAGUAUAUUUAUGAAAAGGUCUAAUUUCUGAUCUCAAGUUUCCAAGCAAAUUAAUUUACUUGGAUCUGCCUUUUGAAAGUAUACCUUAUCUGGACGGUGCAUAUCAGAAACUAAGACUUGCAUCAUGUUCAAAAAAAGUCUGUACACGUUGCCACAGAGUAUAUACAGUAUAUAUACACACGUAAGUAUGAAAAUAACCUGAUUUUUAUUCCAAAUGUACAUGUCAUUUUUAAAUUUCACAAGUAUUGACUGAAAUUUUCAAAAAAUACAGCUUUUUUGCUUUCUAUCAAGUUCAAAGAUCAUUGUCCAUUUAAAAAAAAUUGUUUUCCAAUUAUUUAUUAAAUCAUUCCCUGAAAAGUUUAGAUUCUUCUAACAUAAAAAUGUUAAUUCAAUGUUGUGAUCAAGCAUCAGUUUUAACUGGCUUAACUGAUUCCUAAUUCUGGAUCCUGUACAAUAAAAAUUUAACUUCCUAGUAAAGCAAACUCAUUUGGUUCAUU
Molecule: messenger RNA, 4863 nt
Organism: Mobula hypostoma (lesser devil ray)
Lineage: Eukaryota; Metazoa; Chordata; Chondrichthyes; Myliobatiformes; Myliobatidae
Gene: slc9a8
Product: solute carrier family 9 member 8
Exons: 16
Coding region: 88-2025 (645 amino acids)
Biological process (GO): regulation of intracellular pH; potassium ion transmembrane transport; sodium ion transport
Cellular component (GO): membrane
Molecular function (GO): potassium:proton antiporter activity; sodium:proton antiporter activity
Source: RefSeq, a predicted model, not a curated record